UUACACUAUUAUCUUGGGAUUAUCGAUACGACCGAUAAGGAUUAUAACGUUGAAUGUCAUUUUACUUCUGGCCCAAUUCUAACGUGGAAUAUAGUUUUGUCCCGACGGGGAUUAUUUCGUUACACAGUUGCACGCGCUGUUUAGUGUCUCUGCUCUAGCGUUCAUUUUUGGAACUAACCUCGAAACAAACGAAACCCACGAUCAGCAGCGCCAAACAGCCAUUUGGCCGCUGGAUUCGCGUUACUUCGUUGUCUUGAUGAUACGGAAGUUUUUUUCUUCUCCCAUCUGUCUUUCGAGUCGAUAGGUGUAAACGUUAUUGUUGUGCAGAAAGUAAGAACGUGGUGCAUAGUCGAGGAACCUGCGACAUCGUAAUUACAAUAUGUCAAGUAAAAACGAGGAAGUUGUUCCCCUGGAACUCGUAGCGGAUCCCUUAGGUUCUGUUCAACUUCCAUUCAGACCAGAAGCUCAUGGACUUAGUAAAGACUUCCGUUUAAGUAAAUUCGGUGACCUUCGUGGUCAGCGAAUGAGACUCGACCGUGCUGAGAUCCUUGACUUUCUCUCGGUUUUCAACGAGGAUCAGCAGGAUCGCAAUUUCAAGAGUCACGUGUUCGGCGAAGACGUAUCCGUUACCCAUCUUCCUCACAGUGGACUUUAUCUGGUUGAAACGUCCAAUCUUAUUUGGCCAGUCAUCGAGGAUCCUUAUUUGCUUGGUAAAAUAGCCAGCACGUGUGUCCUGAGCAGGAUUUACGCCCUGGGCGUCCCGGAUUGCGCGAGCUCUCGGUUCAUCCUGGGCGUCGCCAAUCGAAUGGAGGAAAAUGAACGAAAAGUCGUUAUUCCCAUGGUGAUUCGCGGUUUUUGCGAUGUUGGAAAAUCGAUGGCUGCCGAGGUGCGCGGUUCCGAGAUUUUUAGUAACCCUUGGCUCGUGUUGGGUGGCACGGCUAGUGUCGUAUGUCCUCUCCACGAACUUGUUAUACCGGACAGUGCGAUACUAGGGGACGUGAUAGUUUUGACAAAACCCCUUGGCACCCUCGUAGCCAUCACCGUCGCACAGUGGAUGGAACAGACGGAUAAACGCUCCAGGUUGCUAUUGACGCUCAGUGAAGAAGAUGCGAAAAAGGGUUACCUGAGAGCUGUGGAUUCUAUGAUAAGGAGUAACAGGAUCGCUGCUCUCCUCAUGAGAAAGGUUAGAUCCCAAUUAUUAAGAUGGAUUAUCUGUCCAGAGACACGAUCGCAGCUAGCAAAUCGGUUGGGAAAUCAAAGUCUUCCAUGGCGGAGUGAAAUUCCAAUAGAUUGCAGUAGAUGGAGUUGCUGUGUCCGUAGAAGCCACCCAGUUACAGCUUCAAUUAAUCGAAUGGUCUCGCUAGGAGACGUGCAUACUUAAUUGGAUAUUUUAUGAAACUUCUAUGAGAGCUUUGCAUUUCCAUGAAAGCGGAAUUGUCGCUUUCGAAAUACCUAUUUGCUAUG
Molecule: messenger RNA, 1464 nt
Organism: Cephus cinctus (wheat stem sawfly)
Lineage: Eukaryota; Metazoa; Arthropoda; Insecta; Hymenoptera; Cephidae
Product: selenide, water dikinase-like
Exons: 2
Coding region: 380-1381 (333 amino acids)
Biological process (GO): L-selenocysteine biosynthetic process
Cellular component (GO): cytoplasm
Molecular function (GO): selenide, water dikinase activity; ATP binding
Source: RefSeq, a predicted model, not a curated record